GCGGCGAGCGCAGCGAGUAGACGCUAUUGCGCGAGUGAAGUGUUUGUGUGCAUUCGUGCUCCGUGCGCCGGCCCCGAUGCAGCGUCCGUGGAGAUGAGCUGGGCGGCGGCGGCGCCCUCCCCCCGAGCCUCUGUCUGUCUCGCUCGCACCCCCCCGCGCCACCACCCGCACACCCGCCCGCGUCCGCGCUAUCAACAUGGCGCACCUCUCCCUUCUCUCUGCACUUCUUCUCUAUGCCUUCCUUAGUGUCCUGCCCUUCUCCCUGGGCGAGUGGAGCAGCUCGGAGCGGUCCCCUGCCCCCGCGCCGCACGCCGCUCUCCCCGCGCCGCUCCCCGCCGAACUUGACGCAGAACUGGUGCGAGACGCGCCCUUGUACCCGCCGCUGCGCGAUGACGUCACCAGUGCUGGAACCAACGCGCCCCAUGAUGCCGCUGACCGGGAGAAGAGAAGCAGCGCGCAUCAGUGGGAUGCUGGUACUAAGCCGGCAACCUCCAGCCGUCGCGUGAAGACCGGCGACACAAUCCUGAACAUCCGCGGCGCGGUCCGGGAUGCGAUCGGGGACGCGGGCGCCGCGCCCGGCCCGCGCGCCUCCUCGCGCCUCGACACCUUCGUGAUCCGGCCCGCGCAGCAGCCGCCCGCGCGCCUGCACCAGCACGACCAGCCGCGCGCUCAACCCAACACCGCACAGGCGCCGAAGCUCGAGCGCGAGUUGUUGGUAGAAGCGCACGCGCGCGCAGUCAUCCCAUGCGACCUGACCAAUGGCACCGAUCUCACCGACCUGCGCUGGUACAAGGAUAGCGAGCUACUAAACCUGCCGUCCUCCCCGGGAGGUGGUGGCGAGCCGGUGUGGCGCGAGGGAACGUCUGCCGUGGUCGGACGAGCUACUAGAGGAGACUCCGGCGCGUGGCGCUGCGCAGGAGUCGACCGCGCCGGUAACACUGUCUCUGGGAAACCUACCAAGUUGCUGAUUUAUGAGGCGGUGCGGUCAGUGUACCUCGCCGUGGACGGACGGCGGCUGGACGCGGGCAACACCUGGGUGCCCGUCAGGGACAAGACCGAGCUGGAGGUGCGGUGCGUUGCUGAGGGUGGCGCGCCCCCACCGGAGCUGUCAUGGCGACUGCUGGCUCUGGAACCUUCGCUCGAUCACCGGCCGUACCUUCGAGUGCACCACACCAACUACACUGUCGAGGGUAUGUGGUGGUCGCACGCGGUGGUGACGGCGGCGCGCGAGCUGCACAACGCCACGCUGCAGUGCGAGGCGAAGCAGCGGCGCCCGGCGGCAGCCUCCCCCGCGCCCGCCCCCGCCGGCACCCCCGCGCCUGCAGCCUCCGCCGCGCCGUACCAGCUCCUCACCGCCAAGCUAGAGAUACAUGUCACGUACCCGCCAUCGUUCGUGAUAUCGCGUUGGCCCGGGUUCGGCGUGUCGCUGUCGGCGGGCGGCGCGGCGGCGCUGCGCUGCGACGUGGACGCCAACCCGCCGGCGCGCGCCUGGUGGCAGCGGGACGAUGCGGAUCCCACCAGCUCCCCCCCGCCGCUGGAGGGCGGCGGCGACGAGACGGCGCGCGGGUCGGCGACGCUGCGCUGGGCGGCGCUGCGCGGCUCGCACGCCGGCUGGUACCGCUGCCGCGCCACGUGGCUCGACACCGACUACUCCUCCAUCGGGUACUACCUCAACGUGCUCUCCCCAGAGGAGGGCGUGGAGCCCCCCACGGAGCCCGAGCCGGAGUCCGAGGAGCCAGAUCAUCAGAAAGUGGAGGUCCCGCUCGGAGGGAACGUGCAGCUGCACUGUCCUAAAGGUAGCGUGGGCUGCUGGUGGCGGCGCGUGGUGGGCAACGCGACCGACACGUGGGCGCCCGCCGGCUCGCACCACGCGCACGGCGUGCUCGGUAUAAAGGAGGCGCUGUAUCAAGAGGGUGGGGAGUACCGGUGCGUGGGGGCGCGCGCGCCGGAUCUAAUGCGCCUGCGCGAACUGAAGCGGGUUACUCUCAGAGUCACUGGCGGCGCGACGGCGACGGCGCUGAGCGCGGAGCCGGCCCGCGGCGGCGGCUGGCGGCUGGAGUGCGGCGCGUGCGGGCGCGGCGUGCGCGUGGCGUGGGUGUUGCCCGACGGCAGCGUGGCGCGCGCCGCGCUCGCGCCCGACCUCGCGCAGCACUGCUGGCGCGCCGCGCUGCACGUCAGGGACCCGGACGAGGUGUGGUGCGUGGCGGUGGGCGGUAGCGGCGGCGCGGUGGCGGUGUUCCCCCGCCGCGGGGCGCACCCGUCCCCCGCGCCCGCGCGACACACCGUCCGCGCGCUGCACGACGCGGCCUCCACUCAUCACCCCGUCAUCACCAUCAUCGCGCUCAUCACCGUGCUUUGGUGA
Molecule: messenger RNA, 2362 nt
Organism: Manduca sexta (tobacco hornworm)
Lineage: Eukaryota; Metazoa; Arthropoda; Insecta; Lepidoptera; Sphingidae
Gene: tei
Exons: 16
Coding region: 197-2362 (721 amino acids)
Biological process (GO): cell-cell adhesion
Cellular component (GO): cell-cell junction
Molecular function (GO): cell adhesion molecule binding
Source: RefSeq, a predicted model, not a curated record